Messenger RNA from Orbilia oligospora ATCC 24927, 1122 nucleotides. RefSeq lists its product as uncharacterized. The record is from RefSeq and is a predicted model, not a curated record. Lineage: Eukaryota; Fungi; Ascomycota; Orbiliomycetes; Orbiliales; Orbiliaceae. The transcript has a single exon. Bases 1 to 1122 code for a protein of 373 amino acids.
AUGAAAUCUAUUACAUUCACGAACGUUCUAUUGGCGGUAUCGCUUCUUACCACCAGUGUCGCCGGCUGGUCGUAUAACCACAAAACCGUAAAGAUAAUCCAACACUGCACCACAGCAUACUGCGACCAAAAUGUCCACCCACCACAGUCCUACACAAAGACCAUCCACAAAACCACCAAAUCCGUGGUCACCAUUACCCCAAAACCAAGCACUUGCUAUACCACGAAGAAGGAUCAAACAAAGACAAUUACUAAGAAAUAUACGAAGACUUAUACCGUAACUUCCAAAUGUAGCACACGAACUGUAUACGAACCUUUCAUUGUCACUGCUACUCGGACCAUUUCCAAAACUAAAACAUUAACAAUUUCGAUCACUGUUACAACUAUUACUCCGGACUCGACGGUGGUUCCUAUCCCGCCUGGAUUCGUCAGCGCCGGUGAUGACCCAGAUAAUCAAUACACUCUAUCAUCCGAAGACGAUGGCCUCGAGAAAAGACACAAGAAAACAUUCUACCCGACCUCCGUGAAAUGCACCAAAACGAUCCAAAGAAUCUACAAACACACCAUCACUGCUAAAAGACCCACAACCACAAUCACGAAACCAGGCAAGACCAAAACCAAAACCAUCAAACAAACCAAAAAGGUCACAAAGACAAUCUACCAACAAAAGAAUAUCAAAACCACUACGAUAACCCAUAUCAUAUCCACUAGAACCACUACGAAAACCAAAACCUCCACAAAGACUGUCACAAAAAGAGUCACCGCCUUUGCCCCUAGGAUAACUACCUACGGAGCCUGCGGACCACAUAAUCAUUUCCAAGGUCCAUCCGGUAGUAGUGUGGAUGUUGUCGUUUUACCAGAGGAUCCUAUAGUACCGGCCAGAAUUGCUUAUGACUGCUGCGCACAGUGUCACGAGCAUGUUAGCGCACAGGGUGUACAUGAUUGUGCUGGUAGUUAUUUUAAAUUUGACACGGUAAAGUUGACGUCUGUUUGUCGGUUGAGGUUGACGAAUUUUUGUAGUUAUGAUAAUCAUUUGAGGUUUAAACCUUUGAUUGAUCCGUCGAGGGCAGGUGGACAGGCGCUUGGGAAUGGGCCGUGUGGGAGGUGGAAGGUUCAGCUUUGA